CAGCAGCGGGAGCUGAGAAUCAGAUUCACCACGAGGAGUGUUGUCACCGUGAGAGACUGUUGGAAGGAUCGCCACGUUAUUCACUCUGUCGGUCUGUCUCUCUGCCAGUCUGUGUGUGUCUCUGCCAGUCUGUGUGUGUGUCUCUGCCAGUCUCUGUGUGUUGAUCCGUAAAGAACAUUGUGGAGUGUGGACCAUGAAGCCGAAUUGAAUUUUACAUCCAAAUCAGCAGAAACAGACAGAAGAGGAACUUGGGACGGGAGGAGCGUGAUAGCUGGUGAUCUCUGAUGAAAACGAGCAGCAAUAACAGGACCCAACCAGCCACUCUCACUGAGGAAACGAUUAACCUGUUGUGGUUUAUUGACCCGAACGGACAUCUGAAGAAUAUUCAAAUGGACCUCCCUUAAUAAAGGGAGGUGUUCAGGACAGAUAGAAGUACCGAAACAUCUUUCCUUCAGCACCAAAACAGAAUCUGUUAGUAGGGAAACUGGUCAGUACCGAAACAUCUUACAGAGGAACCUUCAGCACCAAAACAGAAUCUGUUACUGGAGUAACUGGUCAGUACUGAAACAUCUUACAGAGGAACCUUCAGCACCAAAACAUAAUUUCUCACCGAACCAAUAUAUCUCUUACGGAAGACAGUUCAGUUCCAGCGAGCUGAGGGGAGUCAGGAUGUUCGGUCCCCAGACGACAUUAAACCCAGAUUGGAUUUGGCUUCGCGUCUCUUUGUGGAGUGGAGGAGAGGAGUGGAGAGAAGAGGUUUCUAUUUGUACUGAUGGUGUGUGAUCGAAAGAGAGAGGACGACAUCGUGAGAUGGCUGAUAAUGCAUCAACGCCAGCAUUUAUAGAAAUACAGAAAUAUGUCAAAUAAUAACAAUCACCGUAAUCAAUCAUCAAUGAACAGACAGUGGACUUGAGAUAAACGUGUGGAUUCAGGAGAAUGAAAGUCACUAGUUUGGAUGUCAUAUUCAGGGGAGCACAUGUUGUACAAUGGGAGGACAAGUCUCAGACCCUGGCAAGAACAUAGACACUCUUCCUGUAUUGAUUGAGAUUGAGUGAUUUGCGCAACAUGCAAGCGCAACAGGUUAGGUUUGGGCAUGCUAGCGAUUGGUUAGGGUAAGGUUAGCUUUAGGCAUGCUAGCAAAGUGUUCAAGGUUCAGGAUAAACAAAAACACGCCAAAACAACACACCUGGAUCCAAACCGCAUUACAAAGUCCUGGAUUCAAAGUCCUGCCCACUACGACCUCUGCCACCCUGUUUCCACUAACAGGCUGGAACAAUCAGAAUGGACUGGGAUCUUUGAAUGCCCAGACACUGAUUGAGACGGUCCAUGCACUGGAUAUUCCAACUCAACUGUAAGCUAACAUAACCAGCAAACACUACUGUGGAGGUGGAUCUAACAAGCAGACUUCAAGUGGACACUAUGAUGUUGUGUGUAACUGGUUGGAGGAGUGUGAGGUGGACGGCUCGGCCUGGUCAGAGGAGCGUGUGUACGUGUGUGACGCAGGUGGUUCUGAUGUGUCUGACCGUCCUGUCUUCCUGUCUGUCCGUCUGGGCUGAAGACCAGAUCAUCUUUGACCACCAUGCUGUCUACUGGAACAGCACGAACCCCAGGUUCCACCAUGACUACAGGGUUGCGGUCAAUAUAAAUGACUACCUCGACAUCUACUGUCCAUUCUACACCAACGGCCCUCCGGCUCAUGGUCGAAUGGAACGCUAUAUCCUGUUCAUGGUCAACCACGAGGGGUACACUUCCUGUCAACACAGGAUGAGGGGGUUCAAACGUUGGGAGUGCAACCGUCCUACCGGUCCUGACGGUCCCCUGCGCUUCUCAGAAAAGUUCCAGCUGUUUACGCCUUUCUCCCUAGGCUUCGAGUUCAGGCCAGGACAUGAAUACUACUAUAUCUCGUCUCCUCAUCCCAACCAUGUAGGGAGGCCGUGUCUGAGGCUGAAGGUGUAUGUCAGACCCCCAGGCAGUUCAGGGUUUGACUCUCCAGAGCCCUUUCUGACUGAUGGAGCUGCAGACUGGAUCCCAGAGUCCCUGCUAGCCCCAGCCCUAAUACCCUGCCUGGCCUCACUGCUACUGGGCUUCCUCUCAUCGCUGUGACCCCCCUCCACUGGAGCAAGACCUAGACCAGAGUCUUUGCUGGAAGACUGCCUGUAGGACUGCCUGGCUGGCUGUCCCUCAAACUCCCACACGCUCAGGGAGAAACUCUCUUUCAGUCCUAGAAUAAAAACCACUGUGGGUCCCCAGGACAAGCAUUUACAGUCCCUGGGCUAAUAAAUGGAUGAAGAGCCCCUAGUCUAAACUUAACCCUAACCCCCCUUGGGUGUCUGAAGGGACAUGGAUGGGGGGGUGGUGGUACUUGGCUGGACACACGCAUGCCUGACCACUGUGAAUCUGGACUGAACUGACUAAACUAAUGGUGUUUCUGUUAUGUUUACAUGAUCACAUAUAAUUUAAUUGAAGUUGGUCCUACAGAUGAUGUCUUGGUUAUAUUUGAAAUGGACAGUUAAUUAGACUUCCAAAGUGCAGAUUCUGAUCUGACACUCAGAAGCCUUCUGAUGGACAGAGAAACGACUCAACUAUAUUUACUGCUGCAACCCCCAGCCCACAGAGCAAAGAGGAGAAGGAAGGGGAGAGGGAAAUAAACAAAGGAGAGAGAAAGAAAGAGAGUCUCUGGGGACCGAGACUUCUUUAAUGUCAGGAAGGGAACAUAAUGAGGAGGCACUGUGUUCACACACAAACAAACAAGAACACUGACACGUUUCUACCCUGUUUCAUCUUAUUUUUGUUCCGUUUAAAAGCACCAUCAAUUAUUAAUAUGUGUGAGAGAGAGAGGGGGAGAGAGAAAGAGAGAGAAAGGAAAUUUUGGUCCCUACUUUAUUCUCUAACCCUAAAAGUGUUGAUGAUGACUCAGUAUUCUGUUCCUCUGAUGUUGCGUGUCUUAGUGUGUGUAAUCCGCCGGUAGUUGGUUCUAUCAUGUACAGCAUUUACGCUAAGGCGAUCCCUGCCAUGGUUUAAUGUAUAAAAGGUUUCCUUCACGUCUCCAUCUCAUCAGUUUGUCUCCUGUUCUGAUCUGUUGUUUUUGUCAAGAUGAUGAGAGACAGGAGAGAAACACACCAAUAAAUAUUGUUUUGUCUACAAAG
Oncorhynchus kisutch (coho salmon) is the source of this 3146-nucleotide messenger RNA. RefSeq names its product ephrin-A2-like. The transcript is spliced from 4 exons. Bases 1420 to 2103 code for a protein of 227 amino acids. Gene Ontology annotation, biological process: ephrin receptor signaling pathway; axon guidance; osteoclast differentiation. The record is from RefSeq and is a predicted model, not a curated record. Gene Ontology annotation, cellular component: plasma membrane. Gene Ontology annotation, molecular function: ephrin receptor binding. Lineage: Eukaryota; Metazoa; Chordata; Actinopteri; Salmoniformes; Salmonidae.